CCGGCGCCCGGCCCGGGCUGGCUCGGCGACCCCAGCGCCCAGACUGGCGGCCCAAGCACCGGAACCCGCCGAACACCAACAAGUAGUUUCUCGUUGGAGGAGGGCGGCUCGGCUGGGCGUUGGGACUGAGUCCGGCUGCCGGGAGAAGCUCGUCCACGCGGACACCAAAGCAGAGCCACUUUUAUCUCGGGCUCCUUAAGUCAUGUCUGAGCCACAGAGAUGGGCAAGAUCGAGAACAACGAGAGGGUGAUCCUCAACGUCGGGGGCACCCGGCACGAGACCUACCGCAGCACCCUGAAGACCCUGCCCGGGACGCGCCUGGCCCUGCUCGCCGCCUCCGAGCCCCCGGGCGACUGCCUGACGGCGGCGGGCGACCAGCUGCAGCCCGCGGCCCCGCCGCCCUCUCCGUCGCCGCGGCUGCCCGCGCUGUCCCCGGGGCCCGGGGGCUGCUUCGAGGGCGGCGCGGGCAACCGCAGCUCCCGCGGGGGCGGCCGCGAGUUCUUCUUCGACCGGCACCCGGGCGUCUUCGCCUACGUGCUCAACUACUACCGCACCGGCAAGCUGCACUGCCCCGCAGACGUGUGCGGGCCGCUCUUCGAGGAGGAGCUGGCCUUCUGGGGCAUCGACGAGACGGACGUGGAGCCCUGCUGCUGGAUGACCUACAGGCAGCACCGCGACGCCGAGGAGGCCCUGGACACCUUCGAGACCCCCGACCUCAUCGGCGGCGACCCCGGCGACGACGAGGACCUGGCGGCCAAGAGGCUGGGCAUCGAGGACACCGCGGGCCCCGGGGGCCCCGACGGCAAGUCUGGCCGCUGGAGGAGGCUGCAGCCCCGCAUGUGGGCGCUCUUCGAGGACCCCUACUCGUCCCGAGCCGCCAGGUUUAUUGCUUUUGCUUCUUUGUUCUUCAUACUGGUUUCAAUCACAACGUUUUGCCUGGAGACCCACGAAGCUUUCAACAUUGUUAAAAACAAGACAGAACCAGUCAUCAAUGGCACAAGUGUUGUUCUACAGUAUGAAAUUGAAACGGAUCCCGCCUUGACAUACGUCGAAGGAGUGUGCGUGGUGUGGUUUACUUUUGAGUUUUUAGUCCGUAUUGUUUUUUCUCCCAAUAAACUUGAAUUCAUCAAAAACCUCUUGAAUAUCAUUGACUUUGUGGCCAUCCUACCCUUCUACUUAGAGGUGGGACUCAGCGGGCUCUCGUCCAAAGCUGCUAAAGAUGUCCUUGGCUUCCUCAGGGUGGUAAGAUUUGUGCGGAUCCUGAGAAUCUUCAAGCUCACCCGCCACUUUGUAGGCCUGAGGGUGCUUGGGCACACUCUGCGAGCUAGUACUAAUGAAUUUUUGCUGCUGAUAAUCUUCCUGGCUCUGGGAGUUUUGAUAUUUGCUACUAUGAUCUACUAUGCCGAAAGAGUAGGCGCUCAACCUAAUGACCCUUCAGCUAGUGAGCAUACACAGUUCAAAAACAUUCCCAUUGGGUUCUGGUGGGCUGUGGUGACCAUGACCACACUGGGCUAUGGGGAUAUGUACCCCCAAACAUGGUCAGGAAUGCUGGUGGGAGCCCUGUGUGCUCUGGCUGGAGUGCUGACAAUAGCCAUGCCAGUGCCUGUCAUUGUCAACAACUUUGGAAUGUACUACUCCUUGGCAAUGGCAAAGCAGAAACUUCCACGAAAAAGAAAGAAGCACAUCCCUCCUGCCCCUCAGGCAAGCUCACCAACUUUUUGCAAGACGGAAUUAAAUAUGGCCUGCAAUAGCACACAGGGUGACCCAUGCCUGGGCAAAGACAAUCGACUUCUGGAACGUAGCAGAUCAGUGUUAUCAGGUGAUGACAGUUCGGGACGUGAGCCGUCAUUGUCACCCCCAGAAAGGCUCCCCAUCAGACGCUCUAGUACCAGAGACAAAAACAGAAGAGGGGAAACAUGUUUCCUACUGACAACAGGUGAUUACGCGUGUGCUUCUGAUGGAGGGAUCAGGAAAGGAGGACAAUUAUCACUUUUAGUCUUGGCCACGUAACUUAUAUUACUCUAGAUCCCUAAGUCCUAGAGCAUGACCUGCAUGUCAGAGAUCUUGUACAGCAAUGUAUUUACCCAGACGUACCCAUCUGAUGUUUAGAGAUUCAGUGAUCCUCUUGAUAACACCACACAUAGAAAGCUAUGACUAUUCAGAGCUCUAUGGUAAAGGAAUUAUAAUACUCUACUGUCUGGUGCUGCUGUUAUUGACUGCAGUGUUGUACAAAAUUUAUCAUGGACUUUUGACUGCUGAAAAAGGGCCAGUGGAAUUUAGCCAUAUCAAGGACUGUAUUGGAAACAGACUUCUACUGCUGAAUGUGCCCUGAUGUGACCAGGAUGCACUUGGAAGAAGUCCCCACGUCUUCAAGAAACAUUUAAAGCUCGUAAAAGGAUUGUGACUGGAACUCAUUUGGUGCUCUCCGUAUGAGUGGUUUGCCUGUGGACUGGCCGGUGUCCGUGAAACAAUUGUAAAUACCAACAUGUGUGCACGGUCAAUAAUUUUGGCCAUCUCACAUCAAAGGAAGCCAAAUUCAUGAUCCACAUCUCCAAAGCUUCAAGUAUGGCCCAUACCUCUGUGAACUACCGCUGGUGGGCCUGCGGGAGAUUGUGCUGGGAAUCAUACGGGCAGCGAUUUUGGUGUAGUAUCUAUUGGUCUGUCUUAAUUUCUCUUAUUUCCCCUUUGUUGGUUGGAUUCAUGAACAUUGUAUCAUUUUCUUAUAAAGCGCUUAUGGUAUCAGCUUUUCAUAUUAUGUUGUCAGAUUUCCAGUGCCUAUUUAUUAAAACUGACCUAGUUUUAGUCACGUAGUUGUUUAGUUCUAGAAAAUCACCAUGACAAAAAAACACACCAUUAUUCAUAGUUUGUCUUUUGUCAUUGUUACCUCAAUUAUAAAUAUUAUAGAAAAAUUCUGGCAAUGAGAGUAUUUUUUUACUAAAUGACCAAGGAACAAUGUCAGUAUAUAGUAGAAUAUUAAUCAAAUUAUAUCCUAAAUUGUAUAUUUUGCAUAAAAGAGAUAUUCUUCGAUGAAUUACUUUUUGGUGAGUUUUGUGGCAAAUGAAGCUUGUAUUAGUCUUUAAAACUGUUGUGGUUGAAACUGUGUAAGUAUUCUUCGUCUUGCUUAAUCAGUAUUUCUAGGCUCUAUUAGUUCCCCUGGGAUUCUGAAUAUAACAUAUAACCUAGUUAUGAACCCCUGUAUUGUGGACCUUUUGUGAAAAGUUCAAGGUGCAUGCCCAACCUUGGUGAUAACUGUGGAAAUGUAACUCACUGAAAUGGAGAAUAAAAGACACCUGAG
Molecule: messenger RNA, 3295 nt
Organism: Artibeus jamaicensis (Jamaican fruit-eating bat)
Lineage: Eukaryota; Metazoa; Chordata; Mammalia; Chiroptera; Phyllostomidae
Gene: KCNC2
Product: potassium voltage-gated channel subfamily C member 2
Exons: 5
Coding region: 220-2010 (596 amino acids)
Biological process (GO): protein homooligomerization; potassium ion transmembrane transport
Cellular component (GO): neuronal cell body membrane; dendrite membrane; axon
Molecular function (GO): delayed rectifier potassium channel activity; protein binding
Source: RefSeq, a predicted model, not a curated record